UUGUUGAUUUGUUGUUAGUUGUUACGCUUCUAAUAAAGGUUUAAAUUAGUAGAAAACGUUCAAGAAAUUUCAACGCAAAACUAUUUUGGGCUCCUCAGAUUUAAUUGAGCUGUCUUCUUCUAUCCACUCUCCUACCGCCACGUACACAUGCCCCACGAAACUUCUCGUUGUUUCCUUCCCUUGCACUGUUUUCUUUUCUCUCAUCAUUUUCCCAUUUUUGUUUCCCCAUCCCAUCCCAUCCCAUCCCAAUUUGCUCUUUUUUUACUUCUUCUCUCUCUCUACAUUUAUUUGUCAUCAGAACCUUCUGGAAUUACCACACAACCUUGGCGCUUACCCUCUCUGGAAAAUUAGAUUUCAACCGAAUUAACGCCUGCAAGUAUGUUAUCCGGUUUUUGUGAUUGAUUUAGCUGCGUUGCUUUUGUUGCCUUCGAAUUGAUGGUAAGUUUUGGUGCGGUGCAGGUGGGAGGCGUUAUGGAUCGGAGCGGGAGCGGGAGCGGGAGCGGGAGCGGUGAAUCGACGGCCGGCGAUGCAUCGCGCUCUCUUCCGACGCCGUUUCUCACAAAGACCUAUCAGCUCGUCGACGACCAGGCGAUCGAUGACAUCAUCUCCUGGAACGAAGACGGAUCUGCUUUUAUCGUUUGGAAUCCCACGGAGUUCGCCAGAGAUUUGCUGCCAAAGUAUUUCAAGCACAAUAAUUUCUCCAGUUUUGUUCGCCAGUUGAAUACCUACGGAUUCAGGAAGGUUAUGCCGGACCGGUGGGAAUUCUCAAACGAUUGCUUUCGGAGAGGCGAGAAGAAGCUUUUGUGUGAUAUUCAGCGCCGGAAAAUUGCUCAGUCGUCUCCGGCCGUAGUGGCGGCGGCCGCGGCCGCGGCGGUGCUACCAACAAUAUCCGCGCUAAGGACGGUGUCUCCGUCCGAUUCCGGCGAGGAGCAGGUGAUUUCCUCCUCCAAUUCACCGGCGAGGGCACGCGAUUUCAGCGGUGGCACAUCGGAGCUGAUCGGCGAGAACGAGAGGCUGAGGAAGGAGAACUCGCAGCUCAACAAAGAGCUGAGCCAAAUGAAGGAUUUAUGCAACAAUAUUUUUGCUCUGAUGUCGAAUUACAAUAAGAGCGGCGGCAGCAGCAGCAGCAGUGAACAGCAAACGCAGCUUUCCGUGGCGGAGAACGCGAUGAAGCCGCUAGAUCUGCUUCCGAUGACGAAAUUCUGCGAGGAGAUCCAGACGGCGGUGGUUGCGGCGGCGGCGAACGGCGCGGAGGAGAGCCAUAUCAGAUUCGCGGCGGAGGAAAUAAGCGCGAGAUUGUUCGGCGUGCCGAUCGGAAUGAAGCGCGGGAGGGAGGGGGAGGGGAGUUCGGAUAUGGAUUUGCAGCUGCAGCAGCCGAUGGGUGAUAUAAAAUCUGAGCCGAUGGAUGAAGACAGCAGUGGCGAUGAACGGAACUCGUCGUGGCUGACGCGGAGCAGCUCGCGAAAUAGGAAGCUUCUUAAUUGAUGCAUGCUAGCUAGCUGUAUGGUGGGCUGCACCGCAGAGGAUUAGAUCAUGGUGUAGAAGCGCGUGUAUGUAUUAGAUGAGGCACGUGUGAAACAGACUCUCGUGUCUCACUGUGGAAGGACCUCAAUCUGGAAGCUUCCUAAAGUAGUUCCAUUUUGUAUUUUAUUUUUAUUUUAAUAGGCUAUUGUUACUUUACUUUUUUUAAUUUAAUUUAAUUUAAACUGUUCACACUGAA
Messenger RNA from Salvia splendens (bonfire salvia), 1720 nucleotides. RefSeq names its product heat stress transcription factor B-2b. Gene Ontology annotation, molecular function: RNA polymerase II cis-regulatory region sequence-specific DNA binding; DNA-binding transcription factor activity. Gene Ontology annotation, biological process: regulation of transcription by RNA polymerase II. Gene Ontology annotation, cellular component: nucleus. Bases 436 to 1485 code for a protein of 349 amino acids. The record is from RefSeq and is a predicted model, not a curated record. The transcript is spliced from 2 exons. NCBI's taxonomy places the organism in Eukaryota, Viridiplantae, Streptophyta, Magnoliopsida, Lamiales, Lamiaceae.